Messenger RNA from Mycotypha africana, 741 nucleotides. RefSeq lists its product as uncharacterized. NCBI's taxonomy places the organism in Eukaryota, Fungi, Mucoromycota, Mucoromycetes, Mucorales, Mycotyphaceae. The transcript has 3 exons. The coding region runs from base 1 to 741 and encodes 246 amino acids. The record is from RefSeq and is a predicted model, not a curated record.
AUGAAGAAACAAAAAAAUAAAGAGGUCGCUAGAACCGUUAAUAUUGUUAAUUCCAAUGUUGGUGUGGUUGGUAAAAAUAAUGGAAGUGUUACGAUCAAUGAUGACAAUAACAAGAGAAAAGCCGAAUUGGAGGAAGAAAAAGAUAGUGAAAUAGAAGAAGAAGCCAAUGUUUAUGCUAAUGCCUACAAGGACAAUGGAAUUGAAGGCUUAAGAUUGACCAUUGCCAAAAGAAAAAUCGAAGAAAGUACAUCAGCAUCAACCAAAUUCGAAACAAAAUCAGUCAAAACGAAAAACAUGCCAAUCACAAUUGAAAUAUCAAAUGCGGAAUUCAAGAAAAUGGAUGCAGACGAUGAUUUUAUUACAAUCCAACAAAAUAAGAAUAUCCGUACCAGCAAGAGUAUACUAUCAAGUAUCUUUACCUUGAAUUCUGGUAAACCAGUAAUCGGUUUGGAUUUUGUCGGCCUCUCUGGAUAUUUAUUCAGCGCGCAAUAUCUUGAAAGCGCCGUCUUUAUAACGAGAGAGGCCGACGUUUACCUCCCUGGCGAUACUGUAGAUUUGGAUGAAUUUAUGGAUGAAUGUGAGGAAGUGUUGGCGCUAAUAUUUGCAUACAAGAAUUAUAUUGUAAAGCAAGCAAGAGAUAUUGACCAGAAGUGCCGUGCAUUACGAAGAAGAAGACUGGUGGCCAGCACAGAAGACAACCGGGAAUACCUUCCUCCCACCUUCUACUCUCCAAAGCGUUGA